Molecule: messenger RNA, 1383 nt
Organism: Fusarium keratoplasticum
Lineage: Eukaryota; Fungi; Ascomycota; Sordariomycetes; Hypocreales; Nectriaceae
Product: FAD-binding PCMH-type domain-containing protein
Exons: 3
Coding region: 1-1383 (460 amino acids)
Molecular function (GO): oxidoreductase activity; FAD binding
Source: RefSeq, a predicted model, not a curated record
AUGGCGUUUCCGUUGAGAUUCUUUCAGCAUUUCGUCAGCACCCAUCCAGACAUCAAAAUCAUUAUCCCCACCGACCACGAAUGGGCCGACGCCUCUCGCCAAUACUACACGAGCCAGGCAGCUCGUCCCGACGUCAUUACACGACCGCAGAAUGCAGCUCAUGUUCAGGACUUGGUUCGUUUAUGUAUGUCUAACAAUGUUGACUUUGUCGUACGCACUGGUGGCCAUGACUGUGCUGGUCGAAGUCAAGUUAAUCACGCGUUGGUAAUUGAUAUGCGUGAUAUUCGCUACAUAAAAAUUCUUCAGGAUAAAAGAACUGCGAAGAUUGGAGGUGGAACUCUUAUUCGAGACUUGGCAACAGCUCUGGGCGAAGAAGAUCUCAUUACACCAACGGUAAGCGGCCUUGUUGGCUCUAUAGGAUACGUUGGCUGGGCAAUUCUUGGCGGCUACGGUCCUCUCGCUGCCAAGUAUGGCCUUGGUGUCGAUCAAAUCAUCGGUGCUCGAUAUGUCAAUGCUCAGGGAGAGCUUGUCGAUGCCGAUGAAGAAGCAUUGACCGGGCUGCGCGGAGGAGGAGGUUGUUUCGGUGUGAUUGUGGAACUCACGAUCAAGGUAUAUCCUUUGAAGGAGGUCCUCAUGGCCACCUUAGUAUUCAAGUCUGAUGACAUGAGUAUCGCCUGGUUUUUAUUCGUCCAGGGCUACAACCAACUCCUCAGCACCGGAUCUGAACCAAGUUGCCUUUCUGUACAACUAAUUGGUAAGGUAAUCGCAGGCUGUGGCAACAUGUUCACGGCGUCAGUUGUAUGGGCCGAUGACGACCAUGACGAGGGCCGUAAAUGGAUCGACGUUAUCGCCUGCUUUGGAAACUGCCUCAGAAAGACUGUCAGGGCGACGUCAUGGCAGAUAUUGUGCGAAGAAAAUGAGAAGUUGGUAGGAUCGACAGUCUAUGGCCGAGCAAGGACUCUUAACCUUCGAUAUCUUACCCCAAGAACCACACAGAUCCUGGCGCAUUACAAUUCUGUGAUUCCAGGUCCGGAGUCGUCCAUCUCGGUGCAACUCAUUCGUGACUUGGGGAUAGGCCUCAAGUCAGUAUUUGAGCCACGGUGUCAGCACUACUGGCUUGAGAUUGCUGGCACAUCUCGGGAUCCACAAGUUGCAAAGCACGCUGAGGAAUGGGCUAGGUCAUUGAAGCAGGAUCUCAUAGAAAAAGACCCUGAUAACGUCCUAGACGCAGCCUACAUUGGCUUUCUAGAUGACGAUGAGAUGGAGUUAAGCAAGGUCUAUGGAGAUCACUAUCAGACUUUGGUGGCUGUUAAGAGGAAGUUGGAUCCUCGGAAUUUAUUCAAGAAUUCAGUGCCGAGAGUUGAAGUUGGAAUCGAAGAUUAA